Molecule: messenger RNA, 2420 nt
Organism: Erinaceus europaeus (western European hedgehog)
Lineage: Eukaryota; Metazoa; Chordata; Mammalia; Eulipotyphla; Erinaceidae
Gene: SLC22A17
Product: solute carrier family 22 member 17
Exons: 10
Coding region: 191-2122 (643 amino acids)
Biological process (GO): transmembrane transport
Cellular component (GO): membrane
Molecular function (GO): transmembrane transporter activity
Source: RefSeq, a predicted model, not a curated record
CCGAAGGUUCUGGUGACGCGGGAAGGGGAGGAGAGUCUGGAGGAAGGGGAGGGCAGAGCCGCGGCGAGCGCAGACCGAGGCGCGGCGGCUGCGGCGCUGCAGCGCGGGUUCCGUGGGCGCUGCUGUGCGGGAGCCCAGAGCGCACCGCGUCCUUUGCGGGCCGGCCGGGAGGGCCCCUGAGCCCGGCGAGAUGGCCCCCAGGGUGGCCACCGGCACCCCCGAGCCCAGCGGCGGGGGCGGCAACAAGAUGGACAGCACCGUGGAGGUCGCCCCCAACCCCAACGGAGUCGGGACCCUCGGAGACGCGGUGCCCGCCGAGCAGCUGCAGGGGGAGCUGGAGCGCCCGCGGGAGCGGGAGUGGGGGCGCGACGCGGGCGGCGGCGGCCUGGGCAGCAGCCUGUCGCUGGCCGUGCCCCCCGGGCCCCUGAGCUUUGAGGCGCUGCUCGCCCAGGUGGGGGCGCUGGGCGGCGGCCAGCAGCUGCAGCUCGGCCUCUGCUGCCUGCCCAUGCUCUUCGUGGCGCUGGGCAUGGCCUCCGACCCUAUCUUCACGCUGGCGCCCCCCCUGCACUGCCACUAUGGGGGCCUCCCCCCCAAUGCGUCCGGCAGGGAGCAGCCCCCCAACUCCAGCGGCGUCGGCGUGGCCAGCGCGGCCCUGGUGGCCACCAGCUCGGACCCCGCGUGCAGCGGCUUCGCCCCGCCGGACUUCAACCACUGCCUCAAGGACUGGGACUACAACGGUCUGCCGGUGCUCACCACCAACGCCAUCGGCCAGUGGGAUCUGGUGUGUGACCUGGGCUGGCAGGUGAUCCUGGAGCAGAUUCUGUUCAUCUUGGGCUUUGCCUCUGGCUACCUGUUCUUGGGCUACCCGGCUGACAGGUUUGGCCGUCGAGGGAUUGUGUUGCUGACCUUGGGCUUGGUGGGACCCUGUGGAGUAGGAGGGGCUGCUGCAGGUUCCUCCACAGGCGUCAUGGCUCUGCGGUUCCUCCUGGGCUUUCUACUUGCUGGUGUUGACCUUGGCGUCUACCUGAUGCGCCUGGAGCUGUGCGAUCCAACCCAGAGGCUGCGGGUGGCCCUGGCAGGGGAGCUGGUGGGGGUGGGAGGGCACUUCCUGUUCCUGGGCCUGGCCCUUGUCUCUAAGGACUGGCGGUUCCUGCAGCGGCUGAUCACUGCUCCUUGCAUCCUCUUCUUGUUUUACGGUUGGCCUGGCCUGUUUCUGGAGUCGGCACGCUGGCUGAUAGUGAAGCGGCAGAUUGAGGAGGCCCAGUCUGUGCUGAGGAUCCUGGCUGAGCGAAACCGGCCCCACGGGCAGAUGCUGGGAGAGGAGGCGCAGGAGGCCCUGCAGGAACUGGAGAACACCUGCCCUCUCCCGGCAACGUCCUCCUUUUCCUUUGCUUCUCUCCUCAACUACCGCAACAUCUGGAAAAAUCUGCUUAUCCUGGGUUUCACCAAUUUUAUUGCCCACGCCAUUCGCCACUGCUACCAGCCUGUGGGCAGAGGAGGGAGCCCGUCGGACUUUUACCUGUGCUCCCUGCUGGCCAGCGGCACAGCGGCCCUGGCUUGCGUCUUCCUGGGCGUCACUGUGGACCGAUUUGGCCGCCGGGGCAUCCUGCUGCUUGCCAUGACGCUCACCAGCAUCGCGUCUCUGGUGCUGCUGGGCCUGUGGGACUGUGAGCAUCCUCCCUCCCCCACGGUGUGGGCCCAGCCAAGGAAGUCCAGCAGAGAUCUGAAUGAGGCUGCCAUCACCACUUUCUCUGUCCUUGGCCUCUUCUCCUCCCAAGCCGCCGGCAUCCUUAGCACCCUGCUUGCUGCUGAGGUCAUCCCUACCACGGUCCGGGGCCGAGGUCUGGGCUUGAUCAUGGCACUGGGGGCGCUCGGAGGGCUGAGCGACCCAGCCCAGCGCCUGCACAUGGGCCACGGGGCCUUCCUGCAGCAUGUGGUGCUGGCGGCCUGCGCCCUGCUGUGCAUCCUCAGCAUCAUGCUGCUGCCGGAGACCAAGCGCAAGCUCCUGCCGGAGGUGCUCCGGGACGGGGAGCUGUGCCGCCGGCCCUCCCUGCUACGGCAGCCGCCCCCCAGCCGCUGCGACCACGUCCCGCUGCUUGCCACCCCCAAUCCCGCCCUCUGAGUGGUCUCUGAGCAUCCUGGCGGGAGGCUGGCCACCGCAAAGGAAGUGGGGACUGAGGAAGGCUGAGCGGCACCACGGCCAGCCAUCCCCAGCCAGUGCUCAGAGGGCUGCCCCCACUCCCGGCUCCUCCCAGCGUCUUGUUCAUCUCCUUGGCCAGAGCCCGGGGCCAGGGGCAGAGCUCCAUACUGUGACCACUCGGUCUGGGCUCCAUCCUGUGCCCUGAGACAUGCUUCCAGACCUCAUCCUUUCUUGCUCUGUCAUUCUGUUUCAAUAAAGAUAUUUGGAAUAAGUGAGCACA